GGUGAGAAAGCAAUAAGCUGACACGCUUUUACGGAACAAUCCAAAACUUUUCAUUUACCCACGUACACGAUUUACGAUACUACGGAACAGAACGGUGGUGAUUUUUCAUUUACAUGGAGCUCUUAUUAGUUUAUUUGUGCCAGCUGGCACGGAACGAACGUUUAUGUUCGUGAGUGUGAGCACCAUACGAAUCAUUGAAAACAAUAGAAAGUGAACAAAUUACAUACAUGAACGUACAGUUUAGUGAAGUCGGAAAUAUUUGUACAAAAGCCAACAUAAACAUUUCAAUCUUCGAAGUAAGUUAAAAAUAAAUAAAAAGAAAAACUUUGUUCCAUGUCAAAUAUUUUCGGAACGUACAGAGCCAAUAUGGCGGCGAAUGAUGACUGGAAACAUUGGUGUCGCCUUUGUGCUAAAGAAGAUGCUCGAAAUAUCAACAUAUUUCCAGAAGGCAAUGAAAACGCUUCAUUCGCAAACUCCAAUGAUGGUAACAUUCAACUUUUGGAAUUCAUAGAGGAGUUCUUUCGAGUUCACAUUGAGGGAGACGAGGAUCUUCCCCAUUGCAUUUGUAGACAAUGUUUUUCAUUAGUUUCGGCCUUGGUUAAAUUCGUUGACCGUGUUAACAAAGUGCAAAAUAUGUACGAUGAUAUUCGAUAUUCCAAAGACCGAAACCGGAUAAUCCGAGUACAUUAUAAUUUGGUUAGCGAUGAGUUAUUUAAGUUUAAUUCAUCAGAAGAAGAGUCAGACCUUGAAAACAAUUUUGUUCCUGAUGAUCCCGAUAUAUUGACAGCAAAAUCAUUGGACGGUAUUCCUAUGACAGAAAUAAUAUCAGAGGAAGUACAAAGCACAGAAUUUUUGGACGAGAUCGAACAUAAAAGUGGAAUUCAAGAUCCUAUUGGUGAUGUGAUUGAAAAUAGGGAGAGCAAUGUAGAAAGUAUUAAUUCGAGAAAUGAUCUUAAUAAAAAAAAACGCCUUCAAAUAGCCGGAGACGAGUUAAUUGAAAAUAAUUCCGAAGAACGACACACGAGAAGGCACAAAAAAAAAUUGCAAACGGAUUUGAGUAGCAAUAAAGAAGGGCACAGAGGCCACAAAUAUUCCUGUCAUGACUGCUCGCUGCAUUUUCAACGAAUUGACUAUUAUAGCAUUCACAUGAAGCAAAAACAUGAUAUCGCCGUCGAAUUAAAUCCAUUGACUUGCCCUCAUUGUCAUAAAACCUUUACAACUAAAUUCAAAUUAAAUCGCCACAUAGAUACACAUAAGCCACUGUCGGAGAGGCGAUUAUAUCCAUGCCCGCAAUGUGACCGAAAAUUUCAAACAAAAGGCUCUGUAUCCACACAUAUAAAGUAUGUUCAUAAAGAUAUUCGUUCGUUUAUUUGUGAAGAAUGCGGUGAAGGUACACAUACGAAGACUUCACUACGAGGACAUAUGCUUGUACACUCUGACCUUACACCGUUUGAAUGCGAAAUAUGUAAGAAACGUUUCAAAACCAAGGCGCGUCUGAAAGUUCAUUUGGAUACACACGGUACCAGCAAGCACAUCUGCAGCGUAUGUGGUUUGCAACUAAAUUCACGUGUAACGUUAAAUCGUCAUAUGCUCGUUCAUUCUGAUAUUACGCCCCACAAAUGUGAUUAUUGUGGACGAGCAUUUAAGCGAUCCAAAACACUAAAAAGUCAUUUAAUACUCCACAGUGGACUAAAACCGUAUACAUGUGAGUUUUGUGACAGAACAUAUGCAAAUGCGGCCAAUUGCCGAACUCAUAAAAGAACAUCGCAUCCGGAUGAACUAGCUGCGUUAGAGGCUUCAGGAGAAAAACCGUACACGAAAAAUGUACCCAGAUUGGCCGUAUUAAAAACAGUAGCACAAACGUCUGAAAAUCUUGUUCCUGUGAUCUCCAAACAGAGAACUGACGGCACGAAAUACUCCACUUCAUCGGCAGGGGAAGAUACAUUAAUUGAAAUAGAUACAAGUAUGAGAGAGAACAGUUGAGACGUUGGCAGCCUUUAAACGUUUUGGAAAAGAAAAACACUUAUUUAUUCUGUAGUUUGAAUAAAUGCAAGGAAGUUUUCAAAACGGCUACAUUGUAAACCGAUCUGAAUAAAAUUUUAACUAGUUUAAUAUGCAAUCAAUAUUUUUAUGCGCUUCUCCCCCCAAUUAGAAGGGCAUGGACCCCACUUUUCAACGAUCUAUCUU
This is a messenger RNA of Anastrepha ludens (Mexican fruit fly), 2187 nucleotides long. Its product is annotated as zinc finger protein 626-like. Gene Ontology annotation, cellular component: nucleus. Lineage: Eukaryota; Metazoa; Arthropoda; Insecta; Diptera; Tephritidae. Gene Ontology annotation, biological process: regulation of transcription by RNA polymerase II. The transcript is spliced from 4 exons. Bases 334 to 1983 code for a protein of 549 amino acids. The record is from RefSeq and is a predicted model, not a curated record. Gene Ontology annotation, molecular function: zinc ion binding; RNA polymerase II cis-regulatory region sequence-specific DNA binding; DNA-binding transcription factor activity.